CAACCACAAAGUGCACUUGCCAUCAGUGCCAGACAUAAAAGUCCCUCAGGAGUCAUGGUAGAUUUAGUCUUGGGGAGCAGAGGAGGAGGAGAAGCACAAGUGCUUUGACAGACUGACCUCUUGGAGAAGUCCAUGGGCCGUUUGAGGACUUGAUCCUGAAUCACAUCGUGGGCCAGCUGUCGCAUCCCGACCCGAAGCAGAACCAAAGCAUGCUAACCUUUAACGUGACUGCAAACAGCAGCGCUGUCCUUUUUCAACCCUUUUUGUCACCCGCGUUGGACAAAACUAUCAACGUGCUCAUGGUGAUCGUCCUAUUCAUCACCAUGAUCUCACUGGGAUGCACCAUGGAGGUGUCCAAGAUCAAGGGACACAUAGUGAAACCUAAGGGGGUGGUGAUCGCAGUCCUGGCCCAGUAUUGUGUCAUGCCGCUUACAGCCUUUUGCUUAGCCAAGGGCUUCCAGCUGGCUGACAUGGCGGCUGUGGUGGUCCUGAUCUGUGGGUGCUCCCCAGGGGGGACCCUCUCCAACAUCUUGGCCUUGGCUAUAAACGGGGACAUGAACCUCAGUAUCGUGAUGACGUCCUGUUCCACCUUGCUGGCUCUGGGCAUGAUGCCCCUGCUGCUCUACCUCUACUGCCAGGGCUUUGGCGACCUGCAGAACGCCGUGCCUUACGUCGACAUCACCGUGUCGCUCGCCAUGAUCCUCGUGCCCUGCGGCAUCGGAAUCCUCAUCAACCACUACAGGCCGCGCUACUCCAAGAUUAUCACCAAGGUAGGUCUGACCAUCAUGUCGAUUUCCUCCGUGGCGAUCGCCGUCGUGGCGGCCGUAGCCAUCCGCAGCGCCAUCCUGGCAGUGAUGUCGCCUCCCCUUCUGGCCACCGGUGCUGUCAUGCCCUUCGUCGGCUUCACCUUCGGCUACGUCAUCUCGACCAUCUUCAGACUCAGCCAAGCGAAGCGGAGGACUGUCGCUAUGGAAACAGGCUGCCAGAACAUUCAGCUGUGCUCAACCAUCCUGAAGCUGGCCUUUCCACCGGACAUGAUCGGCCCACUUUUCCUCUUCCCGAUGGUGUACGUAUCCUUCCAGCUGUUGGAGGCCAUGGCGCUCAUCUUGAUCUACAGGUGCCACCAGAGGCUCACGAGAAAACAGAAAGAUGCGUACCAGCCUGCCAUGACUGAUGCCGGACUGAAAGUACUUUCUGAAGGGACUGUAUGACAGACAGGCCUCAAUUCCUCUAUAACAAACUUGUGUCUGGACUGGAAAUCUUAUCUUUUUAAGUCCACAGGACUUAAGUUGUACUUGAAACAUCAAUGUUAGGUCUGCUGAAAUGACACUUUUGCAGUAAUUUUCCACUAUUAUUAUAUUACUUCCGUGCAGGCAGUAGAUUCCGUUUCCUAUCAGUGACUGUGUU
This is a messenger RNA of Phyllopteryx taeniolatus (common seadragon), 1407 nucleotides long. RefSeq names its product solute carrier family 10 member 1 (gene slc10a1). NCBI's taxonomy places the organism in Eukaryota, Metazoa, Chordata, Actinopteri, Syngnathiformes, Syngnathidae. The coding region runs from base 210 to 1211 and encodes 333 amino acids. The transcript is spliced from 9 exons. The record is from RefSeq and is a predicted model, not a curated record. Gene Ontology annotation, biological process: bile acid and bile salt transport. Gene Ontology annotation, molecular function: bile acid:sodium symporter activity. Gene Ontology annotation, cellular component: membrane.